Molecule: messenger RNA, 3874 nt
Organism: Tribolium madens (black flour beetle)
Lineage: Eukaryota; Metazoa; Arthropoda; Insecta; Coleoptera; Tenebrionidae
Product: serine/arginine repetitive matrix protein 2-like
Exons: 14
Coding region: 324-3632 (1102 amino acids)
Biological process (GO): positive regulation of apoptotic process; intracellular signal transduction; protein phosphorylation
Cellular component (GO): nucleus
Molecular function (GO): protein serine/threonine kinase activity; ATP binding
Source: RefSeq, a predicted model, not a curated record
UUGACUCGCCGUUGAAGUUGUUUGGUUGAAUCGUUCUCCGGUUCAGUUUGAUGAGGACAUAGCAAGUGUAUACAAGUUUUGUUACCUUGAGUGUGUUCAUGUUGCAUGAUAAGUGUCCCCCGCGUUAUGUGGCCCCAAACAGUUAUCAUGUAAACGCUUUUUUCGGUUAAUUCGAAUUGAUCAAGUCGCCCUAUUGUUAUUUUCCCGUCACGGAUCGAGUAUCCUCAGGUAGUGAGGAGUUGACUUUUGUUUUUUUCCGUCGUGUCAAAAAACCACGUUUAAAAUUUUCGCGAUUUAGUGUGUGUUAAGGACUUGGUAGCGAAAUGCUGGGAUUUAGUACUUCACGUGACGGCCUUUUGCAGCUGUCGGAGGAACAGCUGGCGGCCGUUGUGCACAAGGAGCCGAUUUUGGACCACUAUGGGGUGGAUAAGACACCACUUGGCAGGGGCAAAUAUGCGACGGUGUGUCGUGCCGUGCACAAGGAGACCGGGGUGGAAUACGCGGCGAAAUUCGUGAAGAAGCGACGCCGCAACCAGGACCAAAUGAAGGAGAUCAUUCACGAGAUCGCUGUUUUGAUGCAAUGCUCGUCGACGAAUCGCGUGAUUCGUCUGCACGAAGUGUACGAAUCGGCCACGGAGAUGGUGUUGGUGUUGGAAUUGGCCGCUGGCGGCGAACUUCAACACAUCCUCGAUGGUGGACAGUGUCUCGGCGAGGCGGAGGCCCGCAAAGCGAUGAAACAGAUCCUAGAUGGUGUGUCGUUUCUGCACGAGAGAAACAUCGUGCAUUUGGAUCUAAAGCCGCAGAAUUUACUGCUCUCAAUCGAGGAUAACUGUGAUGAUAUCAAGCUCUGUGAUUUUGGGAUAUCGAAGGUUUUGGAGCCCGGUGUUAAAGUACGGGAGAUUAUAGGUACUGUAGAUUAUGUAGCGCCGGAAGUGCUUAGUUAUGACCCGAUUUGUCUCUCGACGGAUAUUUGGUCGAUUGGGGUCUUGGCGUAUGUGCUCUUGUCGGGGUAUACGCCGUUUGGGGCCGACGAUAAGCAACAGACUUUUCUUAAUAUAUCAAAGUGUGCCUUAUCUUUCGAACCAGACCAUUUCGAGGAUGUUUCUUCGCCGGCUAUAGACUUUAUCAAGAGUGCCUUGGUAACGGAUCCCAGGAAGCGUCCAACCGUUCAUGAGUUGUUGGAGCACCCGUGGAUUUCGUUAAAGUGCCCCCUUUUGCCGGCGCUGCCGCUGAAGUCCUCCGAUUCGGUUCCGACAAUCAAAAGCAUCUCAGAGACGCCGAAGUCGCAAAGGAAAACAUUUUGCUCAGACACUUUAAGCGGAAGCUUAAGUACGUACACGGUAUCGAGUAACUGCCUUUGUCCGCAAUGUGGAACGGCUUGCCGUCAUCUGACACACACACCAGUGCCCAAAACCGCUAUCACCGUCGAUAGAGGCAUUCUAUGCGUACCAAAAAUGUACAACGGCAUCGGUUUGCAAACCCCCCGCGGUUCCGGGACCAACGGCCACGUCCAGCGCAACUGGGCCCUCGUCAAGCCCCGCGAGAAGGAGAAAACGUACAAAACCGAGCAGGAAUUGUGCAAUUUGGACGUGGCGAGUCACAAGCCGCCCAACCAGGAGAUUCUGGACCACGAGAAGAAGCGGAAGAUCGAGUUAAAGUGCGCGGAAUUCGCGGAUAUCCUCGAGGAACAGGGUUUUUCGCAGGAGGCGAUCAACAACAAAGUGGGCAACUACCGGAAGCUUCUGAUGGGCCAAGGGGGCAAGCUGGAACGACCUGUCACUCAUUGGGGGCGUCCCGCUGUCACGGAGACUCAUCAAGUGGCCGAAGCCCAACAAGAGAAGAAUGCGAGGCUUCGCGAAGCCUUCGGAAUUUCGGAAUAUUUCGUAGAUGGCAGCAGUUUCGAUCCGGAUCGUGAAGCCAAAGAGAAAGUCGCACGUACGAAUGCGAUACAAGAAAAGGAAAAACAGAAAGCUAUAGAAGAAGAAAAGAAGAAGGAGGAAGAGAAGAAGAAGGAUAAAGAGGCGACGAGAUACGAUUUGGUGCAUACACCGAGUCCGGAACCGGAAGUUAAGAGUGUGAAGAAGAAGAAACGUAAACGUAAAGAGAGUACGUCGAGUGAAGAACCGAAAAAGAAGAAAAAGUCUAAAAAGAAGAAGAAAGAAAGAUCCAGCAAAGUGAAAAACAAGAAGAAGUCGAAGAAGAAGCGUCGCCGAUCGUCGGCAUCGAGCGAUUCGAGCGAUGAUUCGGACUCGGAGUCGGAAAAAUCCGACGAUUCGAGCAGUGAAGAAGAGAAGAAGAAAAAGAAAAAAGUGAAGAAGAAAGAGAAAAAGAAAGCAAAUAAGAAGAAGAAGCAUUCGACUUCUGACAGUUCACGAGAAAGUUCUCCUGAACCGAAAAAAUCGAAAAAAACAAACGACAAAAAUAAAGAAGAACCACGAAACAAAUCACCGUCACCUAAACGUAAACCAUCCCCCCCACCACCACGUGUAGACAAAAGACGAUCUCCAACGCCGCCUAAAACAAAAACGCGUCGUAGUCGAUCGCCUCGUCGUCGCUACUCCCGAUCUAGAGACCGUAGAGAUUACCAUCACAGUCGCAACAAUUACCACCGAAGGUACGAUGAGCCCAAAAGGCGUCCAGACAGUCGACGAUCGCGAUCGAGAAGGUCACGUACGAGAUCGCCCGAGCGUCGCCGAAAAUCCCGCUCGCCUGUCAUUAGACGUACGAAAACACCCGAGCGGCGGCCUAAAUCGCCCGAACGUCGUCGGAAAGAGCCGAAAGUGCAGGUGAAAGAGCCCGAAGUGAGGACACCACCGCGGAAACAGCCGAGUCAUUCCGGUUCGGAUUCGGAGCGGCGAAAAAAAAAGAAGGAGAAGAAGCCGUUGCCGGUGGUGAGGUUGAGGUCGUCGAGUGACGAGGAGCCGCCGGUGGGCGAUGUGAGAGAGGAGGAGGAAGAGGAGGAUAAGGAUUUGAGGAUGUUGAGGUUGUUGAAGUCGGGCUUGGCGGCCAAGGCGAAAGAGAGUUUGCAGAGGAAGAUGCCGAAGCCGGUGUUUGAGCCGAAGAAGAGGUCGCCGAGCCCGAAAAUGGCCGAGAAGAAGAGCAUCGAAUCGGAUGUGUUUGAUAUUAAGGUUUUGCCGUUGAAGAGGGACAAGUCGAAGAGCGAGAGUCGGGAGAAGGAGGUCGAUAAGGAUAAGUUUGAUUUGAGCAAUGCGAAUGGGAAGGCGAGGAGUGCCAGCUCGAGCAAGUCGAGGUCGAGGAGCACCUCCAGGUCGAGUUUUCGGUCGUCGUCGUCGAGCAGCAGUCGCUCCAGGUCGGGCUCCAGGUCCGCGUCGAGGAGCAGAAGUUCGAGCUCCGAUUCGGACAGCUCCUCAAGUUCGAGUAGCGCAUAUAGGUCAAGAUCACCUUCGAUUCCUAGACGGCAUGGUUCCCCCAGCUUCCUCGACAGGAGAAGAAUCACGAGCGCAAGGAAGAGGCCUAUUCCGUAUCAUAGACAGACUCCGAGUUCGCCCUCUUCGGAGAGUAGUUACAGUGGGAGUCCUUGGUGCUCCCGGAGGAGGUCGACGAGUCGGUCGAUCAGCCCUUCGUCUAGGUCCCCAUCGCAUUCUCCUCUUCAUUCACCACGAUCACCUUAAUUAGUGCAAUAAUUGGCUUUUAUUCAUUUCUAACACUUACUAACGAUGACAACCCUUAGAUAAUCACGAUUAUGAUUCUGUGGUAAUUGUUGGUGGACAUGAUGUAAUAUAAUACUUUCAGUUUCAGCCUUUGUGCAAUUUUUCUAGUCAAAUGAUAUUUUGUGAUAUUUUUGCUGUUAUUUAUUUAUUUAUUUCGACUUAUUAUUUAUUGUAGAACAAAGUAUUGUAAACACUAAUAAAAU